CAGGCCUGGGCAAUGAAUCAAUCUCACCGCCUUAAAUACACUCUAAUGGAAGAAAAACGACCAAUGGGCCAAACGGCGUGCUGUGUUUGCAAGUUUGCGACGUGAAAAGUACCUUGACUGCAUCGUGUUGAAUGUGACAUAUGUGCCAUCUCCCCAGUUGGCAUUUAUUGUCAGACCCUCCAAAAAGAAUUUCACAAGUUGUCUAUUGACAGUUGUGCUCAUCAGUACCUCGGAGUAUGCGUAGGGGCCCGCCGACUGCAUACUCGCUCCACAUUCCAACAGCACACCUGGUCGCCGCUACAUGUUGGAAAGGGAGCGAUCGUCAUCUGACGUCGAUCCAAAGCGGAAGAGCGACAACUGCACGUGUGCUCCAGGCCGCUCCCGCUCGCAUCCUCGAGCCCUUCGCCGCCUUCCCUCGCCGCUCCUGCCCAACGGCAGCGCAGCACCACAUGGAGAAAGAUGUCAUCCUCAUCAACUGAUCAGACAGUGACAGCUGACUCUCAGCACAUCGCCAUGGAAACAUACUGGCAAGAGCUGGAGAGCAUGGGGGAGGAGCAAGAGCAAGAGGAGGAGGAGGAGGAGGAGAGGCAAAGUAUAGAUGAGCUGCGGCCGGAGGAGGCGUGGCUCACGGAGGCGGGGCUAUCCACGCUGCUGGCUUCGUCAUCCGAGGAGGCUUCUCCCGCUGCGCAGGCUCCGCCCCCUGCCCAGGCGCUCUCGGCCACGCUGACGCGCCGACAAACGCACACGGUCGAGACGCGGCUCCGCAAUUACAGACAAGCCGUCACGCACGUGAAGGACAUCUUCGCUUCCCACUUGGAGCCGGUCGUAAGCUGCGGCCCCCGGAGUCCCAGUAGCCAGUCGGCGGCCAACCAAGUCGACCACCAAAACCAUCCGGAAACAGAGCAAGUCAGCGCACCCCGGCCUUUCCUCGUUCCGUUACGACGCGGAGCCUCUGCGCCCGCCCGCCUUCUCCACGCGCGCCUCGGCCGCGCGAGCUCUGCGGCCCCCGGAGUCCCAGUAGCCAGUCGGCGGCCAACCAAGUCGACCACCAAAACCAUCCGGAAACAGAGCAAGUCAGCGCCCCCCGGCCUUUCCUCGUUCCGUUACGACGCGGAGCCUCUGCGCCCGCCCGCCUUCUCCACGCGCGCCUCGGCCGCGCGAGCUGACCGGUCGCCGCGUGACCGGCCGUACUCGGACGGCGUGGCGGAGCAUCGCGGGGGCGGGACUUGUCGGGACUGCCUGCCGGACCGCGCCGGGGACGUACCGGUGAGCGUGACCUUUGCGUUCGCGUGUCCGUGGCAGGGCGCGACGCGAGCGGACGACCUGUCGUCGGACGACAUGAAGCGACCGGGCUUCGUCUGUCACAUCGAGCUCUCCACCUUCCUGCUGGCUUUGGGCGUUCGAAGCAAACGCACGCGGCCAAGGCGCACGAGGAACGGCGGCGCGCCUCCUCGCUCGAGCCCGCGUCUUGUUGUCUUGUUGUCGCAGCUGAGACGGAUGAACCAAGCGUCCAAUCCUAAACCGGGCCUUCUGCUCAGGGCCAGGACUGACAAAAACAAGAAACAGGUGACCGAGUUGUGCGAAGGCAUCUUUAAGGUUCACGCUCCCCUCCGCUCCAAAGCUUCCGUGGCCAUACAGCUCGACAGGCGCGUGACGGCCAAAGACGUUACCGCCCGCUUCAUGCCCGCCGUCUCUGCGCAGCGGCGUCUCUUCCGAGUCGGGGGCAACAUCGGCGAGCGGCGCCUCCGCCCGGACUGUCUUCCGUUGGACGUUUACCACGCGAACCCCGGCUGCCAUUGGCUCGUCAAACCCCGAGGCGACGACCGGAGAAGAAGGCGCCGGCCGAGCCACGUCGACCAACGUUUGUGCUCAUGAAA
This is a messenger RNA of Hippocampus comes (tiger tail seahorse), 1877 nucleotides long. RefSeq lists its product as uncharacterized. The transcript is spliced from 10 exons. The coding region runs from base 460 to 1875 and encodes 471 amino acids. Gene Ontology annotation, molecular function: GTPase activator activity. The record is from RefSeq and is a predicted model, not a curated record. Gene Ontology annotation, biological process: negative regulation of stress fiber assembly; regulation of small GTPase mediated signal transduction; regulation of actin filament polymerization. NCBI's taxonomy places the organism in Eukaryota, Metazoa, Chordata, Actinopteri, Syngnathiformes, Syngnathidae. Gene Ontology annotation, cellular component: cytoplasm.